This is a messenger RNA of Sinocyclocheilus anshuiensis, 2302 nucleotides long. Its product is annotated as autophagy protein 5-like. Gene Ontology annotation, biological process: piecemeal microautophagy of the nucleus; protein lipidation involved in autophagosome assembly; cellular response to nitrogen starvation. NCBI's taxonomy places the organism in Eukaryota, Metazoa, Chordata, Actinopteri, Cypriniformes, Cyprinidae. The coding region runs from base 133 to 966 and encodes 277 amino acids. The transcript has 8 exons. Gene Ontology annotation, cellular component: phagophore; mitochondria-associated endoplasmic reticulum membrane contact site; cytoplasm. Gene Ontology annotation, molecular function: Atg8-family ligase activity. The record is from RefSeq and is a predicted model, not a curated record.
UUUGAAGGUACGUGCCAUCUUAGGGAUGCAUGACAUCGCUUGGUGUUAAAGAUGAGCUCAACUCCAAUGCUUCCUGUAGACAUCUAAUGAAUCUCAGUAACUGAAGACAUUAUAUGCGUCACCUGGAGAAAGAUGAUAAUGGCGGAUGACAAGGACGUGCUCCGAGAUGUUUGGUUCGGAAGGAUACCGGCCUGUUUCACACUGUCUCCAGAGGAAACCACAGAGAGAGAGGCAGAACCCUACUACCUGCUCCUCCCACGGGUCAGUUACCUGACGCUAGUCACUGAUAAAGUCAAGAAACAUUUUCUCAGAGUCAUGAAGGCAGAAGACGUGGAGGAGAUGUGGUUUGAAUAUGAGGGAACACCUCUCAAAUGGCACUAUCCCAUUGGCGUUUUGUUUGAUCUCCACGCUUCAAACACAGCUCUGCCCUGGAAUGUCUCAGUGCACUUUAAGAACUUCCCAGAACAUGACUUGCUUCACUGCCCAUCGAAUUCUGUGAUAGAAGCGCAUUUCAUGUCAUGCAUUAAAGAGGCAGAUGCACUCAAACACAAAAGCCAAGUCAUCAACGACAUGCAGAAAAAAGACCAUAAACAACUGUGGAUGGGUCUGCAGAAUGAUAAAUUCGACCAGUUCUGGGCCAUGAAUCGAAAGCUCAUGGAGUAUCCUAUCAAUGAGGGAGGCUUCCGCUAUAUUCCCUUUAGAAUAUAUCAGACGAUGAGUGACAGACCAUUCAUCCAGAAGCUCUUCCGACCAGUGUCUCCUGAAGGCCACGCGCUUACGUUGGGAGACCUGCUGAAGGAGCUGUUUCCUGCUGCCAUAUGUGUGGAAGACGAGCCAAAGAGAUUCCAGGUUAUGAUUCACGGCAUUGAACCACUGCUGGAAACACCCAUCCAGUGGUUGAGUGAACACUUGAGCCACCCAGACAACUUUCUCCACAUCAGCAUCAUCCCAGCACCAAGUGACUGAUUCCAGAGGAUCCAGUUGUCCGUUGAUGGAGAAUUAGGGAUAAAAGAUCUGCAGAGACGUUCUGAUGGCACACCAUUUCUUCCUGUUUUCUCAUUCUCAUCCCUGCAGUGGCCUUAUCGAGUGAUGGUCAUCAAACAACACAAUCCUGUGCACUUCACAUGAAGAAGACGCUCUCGGUUUAUUUAGAGCUCUCAGAUGGGUCCCGUGUUCUUGCUGCCUUUAAAAUUCUUACAUUCAUACAUUUGCACAAGCUUGAUGUGAUUGUACUCCCACGUUAACUCUUUGACACUCCCGUUCCCACUCUCUAAUUUGUGAGUAAUGUACGCUUAGUCUCUCAGAUCUGGUAAUUAUUAGGAGGAAUCUUGUUUGGUGUUUAAUGAGGCCACUAAAGUGCUGUACGUACUACACGACCGCCAUAGGGCUUGAUUAUCAACAUGUUUUAUGGAUGCAUCCAGGUCAGAUGAGGUGUAAAAUAAAGAUGGAAUUCUUGCAUAAAAACUAAAGCAGAAAAAAUGAUGACUUCGGGAUUUGAGGGAAAAAUAUCGGCGACUUAAUUCACUGGAUUAAAUGUGUCAGUGUCUGGUUUUGGCAGCCGUGUAGGGGGUCACACAGCUCAGUGGAGGUGAUGAUGCCGCAAUCUGAUUAGUCACGGUCCCAAACAAAUGUUAGUGGGAUAUAGCACAAAUGAAGCUCUCUUUCCCAGACACUGCUAAAGAUAUGGUUUGCUUUCUUCUAAUUUUGGGGGGGGGUUUCCCAUCUGCUUGGAAAAAGGGUUUUAUUAAUUUAGAGCAAAUAUUUGAUUUUUGAAAUGGGUAUGUAUCGUAUAAAACAUAAGUCAGAGGCCAUACAAAUACAUUAUCAUAUCGCACUGUUUCCAACAAAGUAACCUUACAGUAUUUUUUCCCCUCCUUUAUUUACAACCUGUAGGCAGACUAGCUGUCUGUGUUUAGGGGGAUGUGGGGACUGUAGAUCAGUGUUGCAGACGACACACAGCUGAGAGUGAUUAUUCGUUUAGAGGAAUCGGUGAGUGUUUUACCCCAGACCGAGACAGAGAGACAGCGGGCAAAACCGCAGAGCUUACGCCACCACCAGGCGACUUCUCGGCAGACUGUUCUUGAGACAGUGCUGUUUGUGUACAAACUUUCAGAUGUUUAGAACAUUCCUUGUAUGACUGAAUAAUUACAGAAAGAAAGAUGCUGCAACUCCUCACUACUAAUAACACGGUUAAAAUGAUAAUAACGUGGUUCAAAUGUGCAUUUUCUUGCGUUAUUUUAAUUGCGGUGAUUGCUUUUCUGUCUUUGCUAGAUUAAUUCAAAAUGCAUUUAAUUAAAACAUU